UUCGUAUCUCACGCGGCUCGGCAGGUCGGUCGUCUUCUGUCUUUACAGACGUUAAACCGCUUUACAGUACGAUAGACGUUGCGCUCUCUUCGCUCGGUUCUGCACUGUUUACUCAUCAUUUCUCGUGCUUUUACACACACUAAACAAAAAAUCAGUGCACAAAGAUUCUCAAAUCUGGUUUUCGUGCAUUGCAUCAUAAAUCGGGAAGGAGUAGAAAAAAAGAUUAUUGACCUUGCGGCUUCUUCAAUAAUUCUCAAGGACAAAACGUGUACAAAAAUAAACAGAAUCGUAUAAAUUAUUGGCGAAUCGGUGACCUUCGUUUUGUCAAAUUCAACGCAUACACGCGUCUUUCGAAAGAAAAAAAAAAUUUCACGAAUUUUUUUAAAAUAUAAGAACGUUAAGUUAGGUAACUGUGAGAUUCGCCGAAAAUAUAACAGCUGUGAUAAAAAAACUUGAUUAUUUUAUUAUAAUAGCGAGUGUGGAAGUGUUCCAUCUUUCGGCUGAGAUUUUAAAAACUGAAACGACGUGAACAAUCCUGGUUUUUUACCCCGUAAAAAUUUCGGGAACGACUUAAAUCCCGCCAUCAGGACUUUCAAUUGCAUCAUAUACUUUUUCCGCUCCACUGGAGGGGUUGAAGGAACACGAGCCUUCUGAUCGAUCGAACCCAAAAGUGAACCAAACUACUCUCACCGCACAUAAACACGGUUAUAGCUAGUAAAGAAGUGAUUUUCAAAUUGAACCGAAACAACUUUGUAAACUCGACAGAUUCUUCACGUGUAAAUAUUUUUAUUCACACUUGCCGUGACGUCGAUAUUACAGUCGUCUUCCUGUCGCAUUGCACCAACUGACAUUUCGUGAAGAAAAAAAAAACAGAACAAAGACGACGACGAGACAAAACGAGGAAACAUUGACCGGAGAAUCCUUGAAUGAAAAGUACUUUCUUUAAAAAAUUUUGCACUCGAAAAUCAUAUUAGAUAAAAAAUAGCUCCGACGAAUCUCGGAAACUCAAAAAACAAAAAUGUGUUGUAAAGGCUGUUGAACUAAAAGUAAAAGAAACGAAUAAAAAAUGAACUGUAAAAAAGAGUGAGACGUGUUCGGAGAAAAGUACGUUCAAAGUACUUUUCGAUAGGCAAAGAAAACCUGAAUUUACAAAGACGAAAAGUCAUCGCACUUUUUUUAACAUUUGAACAAACCAUUGUCCAUUAUCGGCGGAAGAUUCGCAACUGUAUCAACGUGCAUCGAGUUGGAACAAACGGUGCGUUAACUGCGAAAAGAAAAUAAAAAAUAGCGUUCUUCUACUUCGAAGUUUCGAAGUUCGGAAUCUCUCCGCUUGUCACCGAGCCGCUACUGUCGUUCAAUAUUUCUAUACGCACAUAUAAACAUCGAGCUUUAAAAGCUUCGGUCUCGUGGUUGAGCCGAGUCAGUCGGAGAUUCAUUCUCAUCACGACUCGUUCUUCCCCAUUAUUUAUAAAUUUAUUUCGCUCGGCGAUCAUAAUUGAUGAAAUAAUUGAUCUAAAAUACUUGAAACUAAUAACAAGUGGUAUAUUGAAGGGAUAAUAAUAAACCUCGAGAUUUCGAGCUCGGGUAAAUGGAAGCAGUUAAUACACACCGAGUUAUUACUCGAUUGCACGGUGAAGAGAAAAAUAGAAAAAAAGAAGAGAAAGAAGAACAGUUUGUUUCGACAGAUAAAUACUAUAGCAAAGUGAUAAUAAUACCAGAAAUACCGGAGGGCCAGUGGGGAGCUUCGAUACCCAUCUGGCACCUGCCAAUCCAACGAUAUUCACAAAUCUUCGAGCGUUCACCGAACGAAUUGUUCGUUGCGGACUACGAUUCUCCGUACAACCGUGAAGCUAAAAACUUCCACCCUGCCGUUACGGAAAAACGGUUAAAAAAUCGGUGGCACGAACACUAGCGUAAACUUACAAUUUGACUCAAUGCCCGAUAUUAUUAAUUAUUCAAUGAAAUUUCUUAAGCGGUGAAAAUGUAUUUAUUUGUUUUCUUAUAAGUGAGAUGGAACGACAGAUUUCGUUCUGGAUUUUUUUCUACGACUUCCGCAUGAAAAUACAUUUUAUCAUGGAUCGGUGAAGCUUUAUUAUCUAUUCGCGAGAUUUUUUCCUCCUUCCGCGAGUUGUUGCCACUUUUGUAUUAUUUUUCCAUUAUUUUAUUAAAAAACCGAAAAAAAUGGAAGACGAUUCGGGUCUCUGGAUCUUUGGGUACGGUUCUCUGUGCUGGAAUCCCGGAUUCGAAUUCGAAAGAAGCACCAUCGGCUACAUCAGAGGUUAUGGAAGAAAAUUCUGGCAAGGCAAUUCCACGCAUCGAGGGACCGUCGAAAAGCCUGGCCGCGUGGCGACGCUCGUCGAGGAUAAAGAGGGAAUCGUUUACGGACGAGCCUUCGAAGUAAAAGACAGCGUUGCGUUGCCCUAUUUGGAGAAGAGAGAGUGCACUCUUGGUGGAUAUCGGACGAUAAUAUCGACUUUUCAUACGAGGAACGGAAAAACAAGUUUUCCAGUGAUCAUUUACACAGCGACGGAUCAGAACGAGCACUGGCUCGGUGACGCAUCUCUUCACUCGAUCGCAAGACAGAUAUUCGAGUGUGUUGGACCAAGCGGGCACAACGUUGAAUAUCUCCUGAGAUUGGCUGACUUCAUGCACUACUAUCUACCGGAAAUCCACGACGAGCACCUCUUCACUCUCGAGGCGUUGGUACGCGCACGGAUAAAAGAGACCAACGUAUGUCUCGUGACCUUAAUGGGCAAUCGUGAUUACGUUAUUACUAUUGAUGACCAUCACAACGAUCUGCAAGACGAGGAGCGUGCUCAGGAUGAAAACGUUCGGGCUAACAACGCACCCAGACAAAAUUCCUUCGAAUACACCUCGCGGGUCGAACAGAAACAACUUCGUUGUAUAAAAAUGUGACCCUCCGCUCGCGACACUCAUGGAAAUGGGAUUGACGAGAAAUUCUUUUCCCUCAUUUUCCGAGAACGUCUUGUACAGAUUUUCGUACGGUUUGAGUACACUUUUAUAUAUAAUUCUAUUUAUAAUUAAGAAAUGCUCGCGGAAGAUGAAAUAUUUAUCAACGUUUCAUUCGUUUCAUUGGUCGCUUAGUCCGUACUAAUGUUCCGUUUCAAAUUAGUAUUCGGUACUGGAAACAAUUGUCAAAGUCGAUUAACCCUAGAACGCAUGACUGGGGUGUGAGCACACCCCACGCGAAUUUCAAACUACGCUCCCGUCCUAACAAGCGACAUUAUCGACUGAUUAUCGACGGAUUUUUUAAUAUAUAAAUUCAAUUG
Molecule: messenger RNA, 3290 nt
Organism: Venturia canescens
Lineage: Eukaryota; Metazoa; Arthropoda; Insecta; Hymenoptera; Ichneumonidae
Product: putative glutathione-specific gamma-glutamylcyclotransferase 2
Exons: 4
Coding region: 2182-2916 (244 amino acids)
Biological process (GO): glutathione catabolic process
Cellular component (GO): cytoplasm
Molecular function (GO): gamma-glutamylcyclotransferase activity; glutathione specific gamma-glutamylcyclotransferase activity
Source: RefSeq, a predicted model, not a curated record